AUGGCUCGUCUGUGGCUUUCUCUGCUCACCUUGACAAUUUGCGUCCUGGCACCGGUGUCAUCACACCCUCUCGUAGAACGGGCCGGCCCAACGCUCCCUACUCAGGACUCAUUCUACUACGUUCCUGAUGACAUUGAGCAGUAUCCUCCAGGGGCUAUCCUCAGAGAGAGAAAGCCCCCGGCUCCCAUUGCUGCGUUUGGCUUACUCAAGGCCAACCUCAAGGACAGCCGUCAGAUCUUUUAUCGGACGACGGACAGUUUCGGCCGCGCAACCGCCACAGUGCUUACCGUCUUGGUGCCUCACAAUCCAGAUUACACCAAAGUCUUGUCCUAUCAAAUCGCCGAGGAUGCCCCAACCGUGGACUGCGCUCCGUCCUAUGCACUCCAACUUGCUUCUGCAACCGGUGGCUUCCUAGGCACCAUCAUCACACAGGCAGAGAUAAUUCUCAUACAGGCUGCUUUGGAGCAAGGCUGGAUCAUCAUCUCCCCAGACCAUCAAGGGUCCAAGGCGGCCUUUUGCGCCAACGAGCUCGCCGGGCACGCCAUACUCGACGGCAUACGAGCCGCUCUACUCUCCUCAAACACGACAGGCAUCAGCAAGGACCCGGCCAUCGCACUCUGGGGCUACUCGGGCGGUUCCAUCACCUCAGCUCGGGCAGCUGAGCUGCAGCCCUCGUACGCACCGGAGCUCAAGAUCCUCGGCAUGGCCAUUGGAGGCACAGAACCCAACAUAGCCAACGUGAUCAACGACGCGAACAAGGGCCCGGCCGCGGGUUUGCUUCCGUCAGGAUUCCUCGGACUCGGAAACGAGUACCCCGUCGUCGAGGAGGCCAUCAACGCCAACCUAAAGCCCGAGCAUCGACAGGCCUGGGCCAAAGUAGAGACGCAGUGCCUGUUGGCGAAUGGUCUCGAUUUCGCCUUCAAAGACGUUGCCGGCAUGAUUAACGAUUUGCCCGGGCUGCUCGCACAGCCAAACAUCUCCCGGGUCAUUGCCGAGAACAACAUGGGCUACCGGGGUGUUCCGAAGAUGCCCGUCUUUCUGUACAAGGGCGUGUUUGACGAGGUCAGCGCGGUCAAAGACACGGACGACAUUUACGAACACUACUGCGCGCGCGGGGCGUCGAUCCAAUAUGUGCGAGACGCGCUGGCCGAGCAUGGCAUCGCGGCGGUUACACCGGCGCCGAAGGCGCUGCUGUUCCUUAAGGACGUUUUGAACGGCCGCAAGCAGCCACAGGGUUGCUCUAAGAAGACGGUGGUGUCGUCUCUGCUUGACCCUGAGGCCGCCAGGAUUCUGCCGGUGACGAUUUUGCGGGCAUUGUUGGAUCUGAUUGGCAAGCCUAUUGGACCACUGGCAGUGGGUUGA
Metarhizium brunneum ARSEF 3297 is the source of this 1362-nucleotide messenger RNA. It is a transcript of the gene LIPA, whose product is annotated as Lipase A. Gene Ontology annotation, molecular function: triacylglycerol lipase activity. The record is from RefSeq and is a predicted model, not a curated record. NCBI's taxonomy places the organism in Eukaryota, Fungi, Ascomycota, Sordariomycetes, Hypocreales, Clavicipitaceae. Gene Ontology annotation, biological process: lipid catabolic process.